This is a messenger RNA of Sitophilus oryzae (rice weevil), 2559 nucleotides long. Its product is annotated as gastrula zinc finger protein XlCGF57.1-like. Gene Ontology annotation, biological process: regulation of transcription by RNA polymerase II. The record is from RefSeq and is a predicted model, not a curated record. Gene Ontology annotation, molecular function: RNA polymerase II cis-regulatory region sequence-specific DNA binding; DNA-binding transcription factor activity, RNA polymerase II-specific. Gene Ontology annotation, cellular component: nucleus. Bases 482 to 1954 code for a protein of 490 amino acids. The transcript is spliced from 10 exons. NCBI's taxonomy places the organism in Eukaryota, Metazoa, Arthropoda, Insecta, Coleoptera, Curculionidae.
AACCUUGGAAACACUUUAGUUCAAAAUUUUCUCGCUUUUUCCAUAAUGCCGCUACAAGCAUUAUUCUUUUUCGUAUUUAAGGUCUUAAAAGAACAGCAACCACAGAUUUGGCAUAGACUUUCUCUUUUUUCCACCUAGAUCGCCUAAACUCAGAUAGGUUAGUGCGUAGAAAAAAAUGAUCAAAAGGAGAAAAUUGAAAUUAUAAUUUAUAAUCUAUGGUUAAUCAUUUGACUGGAGCAAUAUUUGAAAAAAGUAAAAAAUAAGAAACAUUUUAUAUUUCUCUAUGAUUUUGGGGUUGUAAAUUGUAAAUACCAGAGAAAAGGUACAUUAUGUAAAGACUAAGUAGUUUCUAUAUACUUAUUCCAUAGGUUCUCUCCAAGAUUACUCCUAAAAUUUUCAAUUCCUCAAGGGCGAAAUUUAUAAGUGAACUGAAAUUGGUUAAUUUAUUUUGCCUCUAUACUGAUAUUUCCUUUUAGAAACUAUGGAUAAUAUAGAUGAAGUUACAGUUUUAAAAAUCGAGAAGGAAUUGAAGGAAUCGCAGAAAAAAGUCUAUACAUGUACCACAUGUAACUACAAAACACUACGUAAGCACAAUCUUAACAGGCACCAGAAAAAUCACUUGAAUGAACGACAGCUGCUUUCUUGUGAGCACUGUGCCAACAAAUAUAGGUCAAAGGAAGGCUUACAAAACCACCUUUACAAUAAGCAUACUAAUUCCAGGGGGAACGAAUUGAAGGAAUCGCAGAUAAAGGUAUAUAGAUGUUCCAUAUGUGUUUAUCAAACGCCAGUAAAGUACUAUCUUUUCAAUCACAAGAAAAUUCACUUGGCACCGGAAGAAAGACAAAUGUUUGCUUGUGAGCACUGUGGCAACAAGUAUACAUCAAAACGAAGCUUAAUAAGCCACCUUGAUAUAAAUCAUAGUGAUUCCAGUAUUAGGGCGAAGGCAUUGAAGAAAUCGCAGAAAAAGAUCCAUAGAUGUUCCAAAUGUGGCUUCCAAACGCCAUAUCAGGCCAGUCUUCAUAGGCACCAGAAAAUUCACUUGGCACGGGAAAAACGACAGUUGUUUGCUUGUGCGCACUGCGACAACAAAUAUACAACAAAACUAUGGUUACGAUGCCACCUUGAGAAUAAUCAUAUUGAUCUGAGGGCGAAGACAUUUAAGGAAUCGCAGAAAAAGAUCUAUAGAUGUUCCAAAUGUGGCUUCCAAACGCCAUAUCACCCCAAUCUUCAUAGGCACAAGAAAAUUCACUUGGCACGGGAAGAUCGACAGUUGGAGGAAUUGCAGAAAAAGGUCUAUAAAUGUUCCACAUGUAGCUAUCAAACAACAAGUAAGUCCAAUUUUAACAGCCACAAGAAAACUCACUUGGCACCUGAAGAACGACAGAUGUUUGCUUGUCUGCAUUGCGACAAAACAUAUACAAGAAAAGGACGCUUACAAUGCCACCUUCGGAAUAAUCAUAUUGAUUUGAGCUAUCAAACAACAAGUAAGUCCAAUUUUAACAGCCACAAGAAAACUCACUUGGUACCUGAAGAACGACAGAUGUUUGUUUGUCUGCAUUGCGACAAAACAUAUACAAGAAAAGGACGCUUACAAUGCCACCUUCGGAAUAAUCAUAUUGAUUUGAGAAAUUCUGAUUGUACAUCUGUAACUGAUGAAGUGAUGUUAGAUACUUUAAAAAUUGAAAUUGAAGAUUCGGCUCCACUUACGGAUGAGUUUCGAAAUACUGAAUGUCUUUUUGCAACUAAUGAAAUAAAAUCAGAAGAUUUUUUAAAAUUAGAACCUGAUGAUGUCGCUCCGAUUCAGCAUAAAGAUUUGCAGGAUGACUUCAAAAAUGCCGAAAAUUUAUCUGUCGCUAAGAAGGUGAAGUUGGAAGAUUUUAUAAAAAUGGAACCUAACGAUGACUCCCCGUUUCUAGAUGAAGACGCGUUUUUCAAGGACAUUCAAUUUUUUUAAAAAUUUGAAGAAAGGUUGUCGGAUUGAACAAAUGUAAAACAGAAUGGUCGUUUUUUUGCGGUAUAAAUAAAUAUUCCUCUGUCUAAAAGAAAGUAUAUUAUUUAUUCUGCUGAAAUAAAGUUUGAAUUAUAAAUUUUAAGUUUAUUAGAUUUAUCGAGGAUUUAUCAUCAAUGAUCAUCAUUUUGUAACGCUUCAUUUCAAUUUAACCUUACAAAAAUAUUGAUUUAAAUUAGUUUCAGGAUUUUGCUAAUAUCUUGGCAACCUUGGAAACACUAGUUCAAAAUUUUCUCGCUUUUUCCAUAAUGCCGCUACAAGCAUUAUUCUUUUUCGUAUUUAAGGUCUUAAAAGAACAGCAACCACAGAUUUGGCAUAGACUUUCUCUUUUUUCCUCCUAGAUCGCCUAAACUCAGAUAGGUUAGUGCGUAGAAAAAAAUGAUCAAAAGGAGAAAGUUGAAAUCUUAGACAAGGAAAGAGAGGGGUACAGGUAACACAAAGGGUAACACGGUAGCUGAAAGUGAGGCAAGUUGUCACCACACGAAAUUCUCCAAUGGCGUAGCAUCAGAAAUUAGCUUGUACCUGGACGGUACAAAAUAUUUAUUAAAACG